AUGUUCCAGAGACUUAAAGCUCAAAUAGAUACUCGUAUCGAAGAAGAAAAGGCACGAUUGAACGCAACCAAUCCCAAUCUUCAGAGAUCUGCCUCUACAUCCUCGACUUCGAGACGACCCGCCAACGAAUCUCCUUCAAGAAAGCCACGCAAGCCACGGCCAAAGGAUGAUAAUGAGAUAGGUGGCAGAGACCCAGAUCCGACAGAGUUUGAAUCUACUUUUGUAAUUGAAGACGAUUCUGAAUCUUCAACUCGAAUUGGGACAAUGGCGGGAGAUGCGAAUAAGUCGUCGGACGGCAGUUCUCCUGCAACUAAUGGCAGUGAAAAGACAACAAAUGCCACUCUAGGAGCUUCUGCUGAGCUUUCAUCAAUAGAAGUCGAGAAGAAGUUGCGAAAGCUGGAAAAGAUUGAGGGUCAAUAUAAGAUUCUCCUCGAUUCAUAUCGAACUGCACAUGCUCGUAACAAGUUUAUUGAACCUUUCGAAAAAGUCCUCAAGGAGUAUACACCUAUUGGCUCCAUUCAGGAGCCUGAUUUGUUAGCUGGAUAUCUCAAUGCACAGAAAGAAGAAGGCAGGUUGGUGAAGGAAGAACUUGCACGUGUAACUGCAGAUCGCGACGAUCAAAAAAGGAAGUACCUGGAGUCUGGAAAGAAAAAUCUUAGUCUGUGGGACGAGCUCAAAACGCUUCGAAAAGCAUCUACUAUUGGCGACAGUCCCACCACGGAUUCCACAGAAACUCCAGAAAAGAAUACAAAAGAGGAAGUUUCCUCGCACGACGAUGAACUACCAAAAUUGCAAUCGGAGAUCAAAGCUAAGUCGACAGAAAUCGAUGACUUGAAAUCAAAAUUAUCUUCAUCAGAAAAGGAUCUUUCCUCUGCUAAAGAAUUGGCUUCUGGGCUAACCCAGGAUUUGGAAAAAGUAAAAAUUGAGUUGAAUGAUUCUAUCAAGGAGGUUAAGAAGGCUACCGAUCUUGCCCAGUCCCGCCAAGAACAACUAAAUGCCAAGGAGGGAGAGAAUAAAAGACUCAGUGAAAAGGUACAAGCAACCGAGAAACAGCUUGCCGAAGCCAAGAAGUCCUCAGAGAUUGAACAGGAAAAGCAUUCGGAGAGUAUAGACAAAUUGAAUCUCGCUGAAGAACAGCUUGCCGAAGCCAAGAAGUCUUUGGAAACUCAAAAGGAAGAGCAUUCAGAAAGAUUGAGUAAAUUGAAAUCUGCGGAAACUGAAAAAGCCAAACUUGAGGAGACCUUGGAAAAUCAAAAGAAGCUGAGCUCAGAUAGUUAUUCAGUUCUACAAUCGCAACUCAGAGACCAAACUUCCAAAGCAGAGAAAAAGCUCAAGUCUGAGUUGGAUGCACGUAAAGAAGCUGAAAAUCAAAUUAAGCUCCUCAACAAUCAGAUCAACCAACUUAAUGAAUUCAAGAAGAAAGAAUUAAAAUCUCAAUCUGACAUCCGAAAAGAAGCUGAACAACAGAAGAAGGACCUCGAUGCACAAAUUGAAGAGCUUACCAAAUCAAGGGAUCUCAAAACUAAGCGCAUUGAAGAGCUUGAGAAUGAGAUCGAACUGAUCAAAUCCAACGAGGCAUCUCCAGCAAAUGAAGACCCACCUACAUCCGAGCCAGCCGCAGCCUCGACACCGGGACCUUCUGCAUCCAGUAAGAAGAAGACGAAGAAGAAGGCCAAGAAACCUGCCACUACCUCUGCUAAUCAAGAACCUACUUCUGUCUCUGGGAGGGCACCUGGUAUCGAUACUGGUUUCUUGCAAGCUGAAAUCAAUCAACUCAAAGCCCAGAUUGCUGACAAGGAUAAGCAAAUAGAGAAAUUACAGGCUAAGCGCAAGACAGAGGAUGUUCUCAGGGAGGAGAUUGAGGAUCUCCAAGAUAAUCUACUCCUCAUUGGUCAAGAAUGUGUAGUCGCUAAGGACAAAAUCAAGGAACUUCAGGCAGAGAAAUCUGACCUUGAGGAGAAAGCAAACAAGUUAGAGGCCGAGAUACAGGGUCAAGAAAAUGGCAAGACAGCUUCAGACGAAACGGAAAAAGAGAUAACUGCUCUAAAAGAGCAGCUUGCCACAGUGGAGUCUAAGCUACAGGCCCAGCUUGAUUCCAACGUUGAGGCUGAAGAAAAAUUGACUAGAUUGCAAGAAGAGAAGGCUGCUCUUGAAGAAAAGGUUGAAAGGUUAGAAUCUGAGAUCGAAACUCACAAGACAGCUUCAGCCAACCUAAAGUCUGAAAUCGAAACCCACAAAGACGCUUCAGCCAAACUACAAGAAGAAAAGAUUGCCUUUGAAGAAAAGUUCGGCAGCUUAGGAUCCGAAGUCGAAAGCCACAAGAAGACUUUAGUCAAGUUGGAGGAAGACCUCAAGAACAAAACAUCCGAGUGUGAAGAAUUAGAGUCGAAGUUCAGGACGAUGAAAAAGGAUCUUGGUGCCUCUGAGCAAUUGGCCACAUCACGUUAUAAGGAGAUCACGGACUUGAAACAAAUCCUAGAGAGUGCUCAACCCGAAAUGAAGAACCUGCGCGCCGAGAAUGCAACAUUGAAGAGUACGAAGGACGAGUUGAACGCCCGUGCUUCUGAAUUGAGAAGAUUAGAAGCACGCGAGAAAGAUUUGAAGGGUGAAAUUACUAGCUUCAAGAAGCAAACAUCUGAGAAGGAUGAUGAGAUCCGAUCUUUGAAUGAGAAGGUUGUUCAAGAGACGAAUGGCCGACUUCGAGCCGAGAAUGAAGUUUCCACCGCACGUCGUGAUCUACGAAUGUCCGAGGCCGCAAAGGUUCAAUUGGCAGCUUCAGGCGAAAAGGCCAGGGGAGAACUAUCCAAGGUCCAAGAAGAAACCGGAAAGUUACGUACUCAUGUUCAAGAACUCGAAGGACAGGUUUCAAAACUAUCUACUGAGAAUAAAGAGCUUCGUGAGGUGGUCGAAAUAAGAGGUUCUGAAUACAAGAACGUGCAAGGAAUGCUUGAUAGCUUGAAAAGUCAAGAGGCAGAGCUGAUUGCACAAUUGAAGCAGAAGAGAGAAGAGGCAGAAAGUCUUGAAGAGGAACUCGGCGACGCUCAAAGAAAUCUGAACGACCGAGUUCGCGAGUGUGAGACUAUACGUAGACUCAUGGCCGUCGAGAAAGAGGAGAAAGGAAGAGCUGAAGCCAGAGUUCGGGAAAUGAGAGAAGAACGCGAUCGAGCAGAAGAUGAAGCCAGUACUAAUGCUCGUCGCAGAUCUCGAGAAGUAGAUGAACUCAAGACCAAGAUCAGAGAUUACGAGCGAGAUAUUAAACGAGCAACUGAUGACCGAGAUGAAUUUGAGCAAUCACAAAAGGAGCUCAAGAGACGCCGUGAUGAAUUUGAAAGUUUGGCCGAGAAGUCAUCCCAGGAAGCUGAGGAGACACGCUUAGCAAUGAUCGAGCUCCAAAAUACUUUAAAUAGCACUGAAAAACAACUUCGUGCCGCCGAGAAACAGAAGGCAGAUACUGGAAAACUUCUCGAGGACGCAAAUCAACGAUAUGAGAAACUUCAAAAAGAAGUCAAAUUAUUGCAGAUGAAAACAUCCAGAUUAAACGACGGUUCCUCGAGAACAAGUAUUGAUUCGGGAAGAUCAAAGAGUCCGGCGAAUGGCAGGAAAGAUGCUGCUACCACACAGGUAGAUGUUAAAUACACCAAGGCGGUUUUGUUGAAGUUUUUAUUGGAGAAGAAUAAAAAGAUUCAGGAGAGUUUGAUCACGUCGAUUCUCACAACGUUAUUCCAAUUGGACAAAAAGGAUCAGGAAGAGUGGAUUGCGGCGAUUGCGACUUGGAAGUGA
Molecule: messenger RNA, 3780 nt
Organism: Botrytis byssoidea
Lineage: Eukaryota; Fungi; Ascomycota; Leotiomycetes; Helotiales; Sclerotiniaceae
Exons: 4
Coding region: 1-3780 (1259 amino acids)
Source: RefSeq, a predicted model, not a curated record